Cyclopterus lumpus (lumpfish) is the source of this 4442-nucleotide messenger RNA. Its product is annotated as extracellular sulfatase Sulf-2-like. The transcript has 26 exons. The coding region runs from base 403 to 3027 and encodes 874 amino acids. Gene Ontology annotation, molecular function: glycosaminoglycan binding; N-acetylglucosamine-6-sulfatase activity; calcium ion binding. Gene Ontology annotation, cellular component: cell surface; Golgi apparatus; plasma membrane. The record is from RefSeq and is a predicted model, not a curated record. Lineage: Eukaryota; Metazoa; Chordata; Actinopteri; Perciformes; Cyclopteridae.
GGGAGGAGGGAGUGAAAGUGGAGAGCAGCAGGCAGACGUGUUGCAACAGAUGGCGGCUCGGCUGCAGCGAGGAACUCUGGGAACGCCGCGAGACGCAGAGGAACGGGUCAGAAAAACAGAGACAGAGAGACCACCUGCUGACGGCGAGGAGGUCCUGAGGGAGGAGACGCAGCAGCAGCAGGAGAUGGUAAAUGUGCCUUCAGUCACCUCCUCCUCCUCUUCAUCACCUCCUCCUCCUCUCCAUCACCUCCUCCUCCUCUUCAUCGCAUCCUCGCUCCUUCUCACUCCAGGGAUUUGAGGUCCCUGUUGAGCUGAACACACUGCGUCAAACACUGAGUACACUCUAGAGAGUCUGAACAAGUAGUUGUUUGACCUGUUGGUGAGGUUUAGGGGUCGAAGGCCAUGGCAGGCCGACUCCUCCUCUUCCUGUUCUUCUCGGUGACGCUCGGCCACGCUCAUUUCCUGUCCGGCCAGCGUCUGAAGCCCCGCCUCCAGAGAGACCGCCGCAACAUCCGGCCGAACAUCAUCCUCAUCAUGACCGACGACCAGGACCAGGAGCUGGGUUCGAUGCAGGCGAUGAAUAAGACUCGCCGCAUCAUGGAAGAGGGCGGGACUUCCUUCUCCAAUGCCUUUGUGACCACGCCCAUGUGCUGUCCGUCACGAUCCAGCAUGCUGACUGGGAAGUACGUUCACAACCACAACACCUACACCAACAACGAGAACUGCUCCUCACCGUCAUGGCAACGGCACCACGAACACAGGAGCUUCGGGGUCCACCUGAACAGCACCGGAUACAGGACGGCAUUCUUCGGGAAGUACCUGAACGAGUACAACGGCUCCUACGUGCCCCCCGGCUGGAGGGAGUGGCUCGGUUUGGUGAAGAACAGCCGAUUCUACAACUACACACUGAGUCGUAACGGGGUCCGGGAGAAACACGGGGCCCAGUACCCACAGGACUAUCUGACCGACCUCAUCACGGCCGAGUCCAUCCGCUACUUCCGCUCCUCCAAGAGGGUUUACCCUCACCGGCCGGUGCUGAUGGUGCUGAGCCACGCGGCGCCGCACGGACCGGAGGACUCGGCGCCGCAGUACAGCAGCGCCUUCCCCAACGCCUCGCAGCACAUUACUCCCAGUUACAACUACGCUCCCAACCAGGACAAGCACUGGAUCAUGCGCUACACGGGCCCCAUGAAGCCCGUCCACAUGGAGUUCACCAACAUGCUGCAGAGGAAACGGCUGCAGACACUGCUGUCUGUGGACGACAGCAUGGAGAGGCUCUACAACAUGCUGGUGGAGACUGGAGAGUUGGAGAACACGUACAUCAUCUACACGUCUGAUCACGGUUACCACAUCGGACAGUUUGGCCUCGUCAAAGGUAAAUCCAUGCCGUAUGAGUUUGACAUCCGAGUCCCGUUCUUCAUUCGAGGACCAAACGUGGAGCAAGGCACCAUUAACCCUCACGUGGUCCUGAACAUCGAUCUGGCUCCGACCAUCCUGGACAUCGCCGGCCUCGACGCUCCUCCAGACAUGGACGGGAAGUCCAUUCUGCCUCUUCUGGAGAGCAACAAGGCAGCCAACAGGUUCCAGGUGAACAGGAAGCCCACGGUGUGGAGGGACUCCUUCCUGGUGGAGAGAGGGAAGCUGCUGCACCAUCUGGUGGAGGGGAAGCAGGUGUCUCAGGAGGAGAACUUCCUGCCCAAAUACCAACGAGUAAAAGACCUCUGUCAGAGAGCCGAGUACCAGACCCCCUGUCAGCAGACUGGACAGAAGUGGCAGUGUGUGGAGGACGCCACGGGGAAGCUUCGGCUCUUCAAGUGCAAGAACGAAGGAGGCGGGGCUAAGGGCUUUCAGAGAGGCGUGGCCGGCAGGCAGCGUCCACUCAGUGUCAAGUCUCAGCUGUACCAUCGCAACGCCAACGCCUGUGACUGCGACCUCCGUGACCUCCGGCCUCUGAACCCGCGACCCUCCACGAUGAGGCCGUUCAACAAAAAGUCUUUCUUCUCCAAGAAGAAGUUCAAAGCCUUGAAGAGUUACUCCAGGAACCGGUUCAGCCGCUCCGCCUCCACGGAGAACAGCUACCCCGUGAACCGCAGCUCGGUGGAUGGAACCGACUGGGCUCAGCCAAUCAGAAACGAGUCUGAGGACGAGUUCAGUGGGAUGGGAGGAGUUCCCAACGCCGUGACCCCGCCCAACUCCCACAAGGUCACGCACAGAUGUUCGAUUCUCCCCAACGCCUCCAUCCAGUGUGAGAAUGGAGUGUAUCAGUCUCUGCAGGCCUGGAAGGACCACAAGCUGCACAUCGACCAUGAGAUUGAGACGCUGCAGACAAAGAUCAAGAACCUGAGGGAGGUCAGAGGUCACCUGAAGAAGGCCCGCCCCCUGGAGUGUGACUGUAAUAAAUACCUGUUUAAGUCCAAACUGAAGAGCAAGCUGAGGUACAGAGCAGGUGGAGGACACCCCUUCAGUAAGGGCGGGGCUCGGGACAGGAAGGCGUGGCUUCUGAAGGAGCAGAAGAGGAGGAAGAAAAUGAGGAAGAUAAUCAAGAGGAUCAGAAACAACGACACGUGUUCGAUGCCCGGACUCACCUGCUUCACUCACGACAACCAGCACUGGCACACUGCCCCCUACUGGACAUUGGGUUCGUUCUGUGCCUGUACCAGCGCCAACAACAACACUUACUGGUGUCUGAGGACGAUAAACGAGACUCACAACUUCCUGUUCUGUGAGUUUGCAACCGGCUUCCUGGAGUUCUUUGACCUGAACACAGACCCAUACCAGUUGAUGAAUGCAGUGAGUUCUCUGGAGAGGACGGUCCUCAACCAGCUUCACAUCCAGCUGAUGGAGCUCAGAGGCUGUAGAGGACACAAGCAGUGUAACCCACGCACACGCUCAGUGGAGACGGCAGGGGGGCGGGACCAUGGCAGCUUUGAUGACUACAGGGUGUUUGAGAGGAAGAAGUGGCCGAAAAUGAAGAAACCUUCAUCAUCUCGAACCCUCGGACCAAUCUGGGACGGCUGGAAGGGCUGAGCCUCCUGAUUGGUCGGAGCACCCUCCUGACUCCACCCUCACAGCAGCCCGAAUGAGCGUCCCACCCGUCGGCCAAUCAGCUCCUGCCAUCUCUGUGACAUCACUUGGCCCUCCUCACCUGCUGCUCAGGGAGACGCUGGGACGGAACACUCUUCAUCAGCUGAGGAGGAGGAGGAGGAGGAGGAGGAGGAGGAAGAGGAAGAGGAAGAGGAGGAGGAGGAGGAAGAGGAGGAGGAAGAGGAAGAGGAAGAGGAAGAGGAAGAGGAAGAGGAGGAGGAGGAGGAGGAGGAGGAGGAGGAGCAUAUCAAUGGAUCUGAUGAUAAAUAUUCAUACUUUCUGUCUGUAAUUUGAUUCCUUUUAGUCUUUUUCUCUCAUGUGAAAAAACAUUCUAAAUAUUUUCCACCUGUUUCUGAUGUAAAUCACGUUUCAGGUAUUUUGUUUAACUAAGUUAUAUUUAAUGUUUCUUAAUACGUUAAAAUGACCUUUAAAGACCCGUGUGAUGGGGCGCCAUCUGGUGGUGGAGUUACAGACUGGUUUGUCCAUUCUGUAGGAACAAAGAUGGAGAGCCGUAAAUAUAAAAACACACACAUGUGUGAUCAUACACUGAAGAGAACAUAUGAAUGUUAUAUCCCGCCUCCUAAAUGCGGCGCACUGUACCUUUAAGGAAAUAAUAAUGUCUGGACAGAAAGGUUUUAAUAAGACGUUUAAGCUCUUUGUUUAUGACAAUAAUUAAUUUAAGAUCCAUGUAAGAACAAUUUAUCCGAUUAUUUACUUUUCUAAACUUUUCUAAUUUUCUAAUUAUAACUUUCAUAACUCUGUCUACAAAGCUGAUUUCCUUUGGCGAUACAACAGCGUUUAUGAAACUCCUCCUCUUCCUCCCAGCGGCCAUAUUUGUUUGUCCAGUUCAUAUUUAGUCUUUCUAAGGACCUCCUGUUGUUAUUGUUACUAAACUCAGAGACGGGGGCGGAGCCAACGCUGGACGCUGUGACAUCACUGCGAUGUAACCGUGACGUUGUUUAUUUUAUUCUUUUUUUAUUUUAUUUUAUUUCUUCCACUAACUUGAGGACGACAGAGCUGCAGUUUACUAACCUGGUGACGGACUACAUUACCCACGAUGCAAAGCGGCAGCCCCGAAGAAACACGACGAACGAGAACAGUUUAGAUUGAAAGUUAAAAAAAAACCAAACGAGCAUGAAAAAAAAGAAAAAGGGUGAACGUGAGCCAAUGAGAAGAGGACUAGGUGAUGUCAUCGCUUCAGGUGUUAUGUUCAGCAUCAAACGUCAGCGUCCAACCGCCUUCUUCCUGCACAUGUGGCCACUUCCUGUUCACUUCCUUUUCACUUCCGGUUCACUUCCUUUUCACUUAAUUUUCACUUUAUUGUUUUCACUUCCUUUUUAACCCCUUUUCACUCCCUU